AUGUCUCUACCAACUUCUCUUUUUUUUUACCAACAAAACAAUUCUAAGCCGUUAAGAGGCCGAGAUAAUAAUUUAGAUCCAAUGGUCGUUACACCAAUGCGUUCCAUGGAGAAAGAGUCAUUGCUGGUUCAUCUUCUGAUGAAGAAGCUUGAAGAAGCUAAGAAUAAAAAAGCAUCUCAGUAA
Molecule: messenger RNA, 183 nt
Organism: Clunio marinus
Lineage: Eukaryota; Metazoa; Arthropoda; Insecta; Diptera; Chironomidae
Source: the annotation of a GenBank genome assembly